AUUUUCUAUAUUCCAUGCCUCAGCUAAAUAAGGCAAGGGCGGAACAAGUAUUUCGGUAGAUAGUGUAUGGGGGGGCGGCAGAAAGAGAUACGAAGGAGGCAUUGAACUGAUUCUCAUUGUUGAGUUUUUCAAGUAUUAUUUAGAAAAAAAUAAAAGGGAUAAAAAUGUCCUAUGAAACAAAAUACAUUUUUGCUACAUUGCCCAGGACACAAAGAGGACAACCCCUUGUUUUAGGUGCUGAUCCUAAAGGGAAGAACUUUUUGUAUACUAAUGGCAACAGUGUUAUCAUUAGAAACAUUGAUAAUCCAGCCAUUGCGGAUAUUUAUACGGAACAUUCUUGUCCAGUUAAUGUUGCAAAGUAUUCUCCAAGUGGAUUCUACAUUGCAUCGGGAGACCAAUCUGGUAAAGUACGUAUUUGGGAUACUGUUAAUAAAGAACACAUUUUGAAGAAUGAAUUUCACCCCAUUGGAGGACCCAUUAAAGACAUAGCAUGGUCACCUGAUAAUCAGCGUAUGGUAGUAGUUGGAGAGGGAAGGGAGAGAUUUGGUCAUGUAUUCAUGGCAGAAACCGGUACAUCUGUAGGUGAAAUUUCUGGUCAGAGUAAAUCCAUUAACUCUUGCGACUUCAGACCCGCAAGACCAUUUAGACUGAUCACUGGAAGCGAGGAUAACACCAUUGCUGUUUUCGAAGGGCCACCAUUUAAAUUUAAAAUGACCAAGCAGGAACACACUAGAUUUGUUCAAGCUGUCCGUUACUCGCCUAGCGGUAAUCUGUUUGCAUCUGCAGGAUUUGACGGGAAAGUAUUUAUUUAUGAUGGUACAACUUCAGACUUAGUUGGAGAAGUUGGAUCACCAGCUCAUCAAGGCGGAGUAUAUGGAGUAGCUUGGAAAUCUGAUGGUACACAAUUAUUAACUGCCUCUGGAGAUAAAACAUGUAAACUAUGGGAUGUGGAAACUCGUUCCCUCAUUAGCGAAUUUAAUAUGGGAUCAGCAGUCGAUGAUCAACAGGUCAGCUGUUUGUGGCAAGGAAAACAUUUACUUUCUGUGUCAUUAAGUGGAUUUAUUAAUUAUCUCGAUGUCGACAAUCCCGAUAAACCAAUUAGAAUAAUCAAGGGUCAUAAUAAACCAAUAACAGUAUUAACAUUGAGUCCUGAUAGAAGUACAAUUUAUACUGGAUCUCACGACGGAUACAUUACCAAUUGGAACGCAAGUACAGGAGAAAAUGAACGUGUUCAAGGUCACGGACAUGGAAAUCAAAUUAACGGCAUGAAGGCUGCAAAGAAUUUGCUUUAUACCGCUGGUAUUGACGACUCUCUAAGAACAGUGGAAAUUGCUACGAACGCUUAUGUAGACACAUCUGCUAUUAAGCUAGACUCCCAACCACGAGGUUUAGAUAUUUACAAUGACAUUGUUGUAAUUGCAACUGUUAGGCAGAUCACUGUUAUUCAAGAUGGCCGGAAGGUAUCAAAUGUACCUAUUGAUUACGAACCUUCCUGUGUGUCAAUUAAUCAGGACAAUGGCGAUGUAGCAAUAGGAGCUAUAUCGGACAAUACAGUUCGUAUUUAUACAUUAUCAGGCACAAGUCUGACUCCCAAAACUGAAUUGGAACAUUUAGGUCCAGUCACGGAUGUUUCUUACAGCCCUGAUAGUAAAUAUUUGGUGGCUUGCGAUGCGAACAGAAAAGUGAUUCUUUAUGUUGUUCCAGAAUAUAAGAGGCUCGCGCACAAUAGAGAAUGGGGUUUCCACAACGCAAGAGUGAAUUCCGUAGCAUGGUCUCCUGAUUCAACUAUGGUUGCAAGCGGUAGCCUAGAUACAACGAUCAUUAUUUGGAGCGUCACAAAUCCAGCAAAGCAUACUAUUAUUAAAAAUGCUCAUCCACAAAGUCAAAUAACACGUUUAGUUUGGCUUGAUGAGGAAACACUGAUCUCAGUUGGACAGGACUGCAACACUAAGAUAUGGCCGUAA
Messenger RNA from Nomia melanderi (Alkali bee), 1964 nucleotides. Lineage: Eukaryota; Metazoa; Arthropoda; Insecta; Hymenoptera; Halictidae. The record is from RefSeq and is a predicted model, not a curated record.